This is a messenger RNA of Closterium sp. Naga37s-1, 4464 nucleotides long. Lineage: Eukaryota; Viridiplantae; Streptophyta; Zygnematophyceae; Desmidiales; Closteriaceae. The record is from the annotation of a GenBank genome assembly.
AUGAUCCCAUACGCAGCUGCCGAGUCGCCAGUCUGCACAUCCGCCGUCCCCGCGAACGCGUCAACCUCGCCCGCCGCCGACAUUGCACUUCCCCUCAUCGAGGAUGCCGCCAAUCCCGACGAUGGGCGGAAGCCGCCACCGCUGCUGCGCUUAAAAGUUAGCGGAGGUGAAGGUGGGGCGGGACGGGGGACGGAUGGGACAGCAGAGACGAAAGCGGCGGCACGGGCGGGAAUCGAGGGGAAGUUAUUGGUCCCCGGAAGGCGCGCGGGAAGAAGCGCGAGCGGAGACGGCGCAAUCAGCGCCAAUGGUGGAGCGGAAAGCCCGCCAGAGGCGGUCACGGGCCCACUGACGUACCACGGGGAAGGGCGGAGGAGCGAUAAGCGGAGCCCUUGGGGGGCGGGGCGCGGGGACAAGGCGCGGGCGGGGGAAGAGGAUAUGGGAGAGGAGAGAGGCGCGCUCGCUCCGCUACCGCGGAACGGGCGGAAGGGGCGAAGGCGGGGCGGGGAAUCCGCGGGCGGUAGCAGAGAUGCGCUACAGGGGGCGGAGCUUUUUAGGCGCGCCGUUACCAUUGGCGACGCGAGCAGCAGUGGCGGAAGCAGAAGGGCUACAAGUGGUAGCAUUGCCUUCAAUUCAGCGAACCAAUACCGUAGCGUCAGCAGCAACAGCAGCAGAAGGGGCACGAGUGCCGGCGCGAUAGCGGAUUGGGAUCCCCCUGCCGCGUCCCCCACCCCCGCCGCUGCUUCCGCCAACCCCAGCGCCGCUUCCGCUGCUUCCGCCACCCCCAGGAGCUCCUUGCCCCGUUCCGCCACCAGCACUAUCACCCCCACCUCCGCCGCUGCGCGCGAGGGGCUGUUCGGGUUCCGCGCAGGCGCGCGCAGGCUGUACGAGGCGCGGAAGCAGGCGAAACGGCAGGCGAGUGGCGGAGGCGGCGCAGGUGAUUUGGCGGGUAGAGCGCCGUCCAUGGGGAGAGAUGUGUGGGAGGCCGCGGAGAAGAACCAGCUCGUGCGGUGGGUGGGGAGCGCGGAGAGGGGGAGCGCGGAGAGGGGGAGCGCGGAGAGGGGGAGCGCUGAGGGGGAAAAUGCCGAAGGGGGAAGCGCCGAAGGGGGAAGCGCCGAAGGGGGAAGCGCCGAAGGGGGAAGCGCCGAAGGGGGAAGCGCCGAAGGGGGAAGAGUUGAAGGGAAGAGCGCCGAAGGGAGAAGGGGAGGAAGAGGUGUGGGGGAGAGCGGUGAGGGGGGGUGGGAGGGUAGUAUGAGGCUUAGGGAGGGGAGGGGCGGAGGGGAGGGGGAGGGUGAGAGUGAGAGUGGAAGGGAGAUAUGGCACGAGGUGCGGGAUAUGAUGGUGCUCAGAAGAGGAGGAGGGGAUGAGGAGAGUGGGCCUGAAUGGGAUGAUAUAGAUUGGGGAGAGGAUAGUGAAGAGGAGGAUUGGGAGGAGGAGGGAGAGGAGGCAGAAGGGGAGGAGGAGGGAGAGGAGGCAGAAGGGGAGGAGGAAGGAGAGGAGGCAGAAGAGGAGGCGGAGAGCAGGGGAGGUGGAGCAGCAGAGCCUGUUUCUGAAGUUUCUCAGGAGGUUGAAGGGAGCGUGGGGUUAAGAGGUAACGAGGAAGCUUUCUGUCUUAAUGAGGUGGAAAGUGGUGGAGAUGUGAGUGAGGAGUGCGAGGAGGUGUGUGAGGGUGAAAGGGGUGAGGGGGAGAGGGAGAGGAGGGAGGAGAGGGAGCAGAGGGAAGCUGAGGGAGGUGAAGAGAGGGAGGAGAGGGAAGCGGAGGGAGGUGAGGAAGGUGAUGGGGAGACAGCAGAGGAUCAUUGGUUUCACAGGAAGGGAACAGAGGCAGGAGAAGGGGUGGAGGCAGGCGGAGGGGUGGAGGCAGGCGGAGGGGUGGAGGCAGGCGGAGGGGUGGAGGCAGGCGGAGCAGCAGCAACAGAAGCACCAGAAGCAACUGCAGAAGCAACAGAAGCAGCGGCAACAGCAGCAGCUGCAGCAACGGGGGCUGCAGCUGACGAGCAAUCGGAGCAGGCUGCAACGCCCGCUCCACCCGAUACCACCCCAUCCGCUGCAUCGGCUACACCCGAGGGGACUUGCACGUUUCAGGCGCCUCAAAAGUCGCAGUCAAGCACAGCAACAGCAACUGGAGCACAAUGCGAGCCCCUCUGGCCCCUCACGCCCUCUCACAAGACUAUUCCGUCCGCCCACACACCCUCAAGCAUAAUCGCCGGGGAUCCGCACACCCCUCUCUGGCCCCUCACGCCCUCUCACAGGCCCUCUGAGUUCACUCUCGCACCACCGAUCCCUGACACUGAUGCACGAUACGAGCCCCUGUGGCCCCUCCCUCCGGCUGGGUCCCGGCAGCGCGGGAAGGGCAAUGAGACGGCUCAAAGCCGGCCGAUGAGUAGUGGAGGCAGGGAACGGGGAGCAGACAGGGUGGGGCAGGGAGGAGGGGGAGUGGGGAAGCAGGUGAAGCGGUCUGAGACGGGUAGGGGAGCUGGGUUGGAGGAACGGGCAAGUGCUAAUCAGGAGCUAAGUCAGCAGCACAAUCAGCGGCAAGAGGAGCAGCAAGAGCAGCAGGACAUGCAGCAGGAAGGGCAGCAGCAAGAGCAGCGGCAAGGGGAGCAACAGCAGCAAGGGAAGGGGCGGCAGGGGAAGGAGCAGCUUCAUCAAUCAGUGAGCGAGGGCAGCAUAUUCACACGGCCUCCUCGCAGCGACACCUCACCCCGCAUCCCCUUACCCCGCCACCGUACGCUCCUCUCUCCCCGCGAACUCCUGAAAAAGCUCUCUGCCUUCCCCUCCAGUUUCCCCUCCUCUAGUUUCCCCUCCAGCGUCCCCUUGGGGGGCCCCACCCGGGGGUUCUCUUCCGGGCGUUCUUCGGGUUUCCCCUCGUGGAAGAGUGUAACCCGGCGGCGGCACUCGCACCACGAGGCGCUGACUUCGGUACCUUCAGAUGGGCCCAAGGACGUGUGGGAGGCAGCAGAGAAAGAGCAGCUGGGUGGGUGGCGGAGCCGGUCGAGGGGUGCGCGCAAGAGGAGCAUCAUGGAGGCUGCUGGACGGAGCUUGAGUGGUUUGAGUGAUAGUAGUUCGAGUGGGAGAGAUUUGAGUAUGAGGGAUUUGAGCGGUGCGGGGUUGAGUGGCAGGGAUUUGAGCGGAGGAGGUAGCAAAAGUUGGCAUGAGACAGGGAGUGGGGUUUUGAGCGGGGGGGAGCAAGGUGGGGGGUUGGAAGGGAGAACAGCAGGAGGAGGAGGGAUGGAUGGUGUGGUUUUGAACGGGGGGGAGCAAGGGGAGGCUCAGAGCUCCUACAGUGCAGAUAUACCUGGGUUGCAUAGCAGGAGGCACACUGUAGACGGUAUUGGGGCUGCUCUUGGCGAGUACAGCAAGUCUGCUUAUAAGGAGGACGGCGGGCGCGUGAGUCGGAUCCGCCGGGGUGUGUUUGGGCUUGCGAGGAGCAGCAGCAGCGACGACACGGCAGCUGCAGGUGCCCGCACGAGCAGCAGCCGCGGCAGCACCGGUGAGGCUUCGCAGGCAACAGCGGUGCUGAGAGCAAACUCAGAGAGCAGAGGGCGUGGGCAUGCGAGGAGCGGCAGCAGGCUGAGGUCAUGGGGGUUCAGGUCGUGGGGUAGCGGUGGGGGUAGCAGUAGUGGUCACAAGAAGGACAGCCUCUCUGGGGGUGAUGAGGCGCCUUCUGAGGCACCUCGAUCCGUGCCAGUGAUAACGAAGAAUGAUGGCUCUGGUGAGAGCAGGGAAUCAAGUCAGAUGGACUCGAGCUCGAGUGGCAAGGAUGGUGGAGUGGAGAAGAGCACGAGUGGUGCCGUGCAGCAAGGUUGCAGUAGCGGCAGCAGUGACUGCUUUGCUGAGGAAGCCUUGCUCUCUGAGAACCCUGAGAAUCAUUGCAAGGCUUCAGGUGAAUCCUCAGGUGGUGGCGUUCUGUGGAAUCCGUACAGUGCGGAGGGCCGCCUGGAGGAAAUGCCGAGCUUUCUUUCAGAGUGCAAGUCGUCUGGGUUGGAAUAUGAAGAGGAGGGGGAGGAAGGAGAGGAGGGGGUGGGGGGAGAGGGGGAGGGGGGCCACCUGGGAGUGGCGUGGAGCUGCCCUGUCCUGCUGCCUGAUGCCUCCCUUGGAGUGCCACCUGUGAUGCACAGCCUUGUGGAGAGGCAGGAGGAAGGGUGCGAGAGCCAGCAGGAUGUUCAUUCGGGGCAACCCAAGAGGCAGCAGGGGAAAGAGCGUGGCACCCAUGAGCUGGCAGGUGGGAGGGCUGUUACAUUUGCGAGAAUGGAGCCCUUGCACGAGGGCGAGGCUAUGGAGGGGUGUGAGGGUGAGUCUGUGGGGGUCGAGUCUGUGGGGGGUUCUCAUAGAGAAGCAGAGGAGAGAGUGUCUGAGCAAGGUAAGCAGGGUCAAGAGAAGAGGACAAGGGCUGCCACCCUUCUUGUUGCAGUGGAGCCGUUCAGACAGCGUGUGCAGAAGGCAAUGCGGGGACAGCUGGCGUAG